AUUUAUUUUUUGGAUUAUUGACUUCCGCUAUGCGGAGUGCUUCAGCGAAGAUGAAGUUUCGAAAUUUUACGAUGUGAAGUUUUACUUUUAGCGUGACAUAACACCGUCACCAUGGACGAAAGAGACGUAGGUCACCAAUCCGCAAAUGGAGACACUGAACAGGAAGGCACGCUGCUGGUGCAGCUGCGCAAGGAGAAGGAAACCAUGGAGGCAGAGUUUGGCCUUAAGAGGGCCAAGUUCAAGGAGCUCUUCAUGCAGAAAGAAGAGGAGCUGCAGGGGGAGCGAGAGCAGCGGGAGGCCCUGGAGGAGAGCCUGCGGCGCCUGCAAGCUGAGCUGGACGAGGCCCGCUCCCUCACAAUGGUGGCCGAGUGCCAGCGGGAGAACGAGCUCGAGACGGAGAGGCGCAAGCACCGUGAGGAGCUUGCCUCCUUGCAGCACAUCCUCAAGGAAAACACACAAGAGGCGCUACGAAGCUCGAGUCGUUAUGAGAAAGAAAUGGCCCGCUACAAGAAGCUGAGCGAGAAGCUUGAACAGGAUCUGCACGAGCUGAGGACACAGCAGGCCCAGGAGAGGGAAGGCGUGCUAGCGGUGGUCACCAAGUCCCUAAAGCAGAAAGUGGGCAAUCUGAGUCCUAACCCCUUUUCCUCUUCCAGCGAUAACAGCGUGGAGAACCUAGAAGAGAGCAUGCGCAAGGCGCAGGAGGAUGCGGAGAUGCUGCGCUCCCUGGUGGUUCCCCUGGAGGAGGAGAUUGGGGCCCUGAAGGACAAGCUGCGCUCUACGGACGAGCAGCUGCACGUGUACGAGGCGGCUUUCAGCGGCCUGGUCCGGGGCCUGGGCUCGGGCUCCCUCGGGGACGCCAUCCGGGGCAAGAGUCCUGCCGAGGUGCUGGGACACCUGGACGACAAGCUGACCAGCCUCUGCCAGGGGCUGCAGGCAGAGAAGGCUUCCCGGAGCGACCUGGAGAUGUAUGUGGCCGUGCUGAACACCCAGAAGACAGUCAUCCAGGAGGACAUGGAUCGGUUGCGCAAGGAACUCGGCGAAGUGUGCGAGCUGCUGGAGCGCGAGAAGCGUGAGCACGGGGCCCUGAAGCGUACCUGGCAGAUGGCCAACGAUCGCUUCCUGGAGGCACAGCAGGCGCACGUGCGGGACCUGGCUCGGCUACAGACGGUGCUCACGGGAGACCAGCAGCGCCACCUGUCACAGCUCAGGCGCAGCGAGGCACCACACGCCGGUGCUGCCGCCACGCUGACCACCCGGGAAGGGGCCCCCGCCACCGGGUCCGAGGGCCGGCCCCCGCAGGCGUCCCGGGAGUCCCACUCCUCGGAGCAGCAGCAUGCGUCCCCCCUGCGGUCCGGCAGCGACCUGCCGGGGAACAGGUUCGGGGCGCUGGAACCCCCGCAGUUUGCCAGGGCAGGAGGACGGCUGGGACGGGCAGACGACGACCGGAUGCACAGCUCCCCGGCCAACCUGAAUGUGAACAAGCCCCCCGCGGCGGCACUGCUGGGACCCCAGGAGCAGGGCCACCACCGGCGGUCCCUGUCGAGCUCGGACCUGCCCCUGCGGCCGGAGGGGGUCGGCCCCGCCCUUGGGCCCAGGGGACGCGCGGACGACACCCAGUCCCUCGGGGGGGACUGCACUUCCGUCCCCAACACCUCCGUCAGCCUCACCAGGGAUCAGCUGAGUGCACUCUCUGACGCAACACCCGAGAUGGAAGCCCGCAAGUCAUUACUGGAGAUGGCACGGAUGGAGUAUGACGACGUGCUCAGCGUGGGCAAGCGGGUGGUCAGCGACAAGGAAUGGCUGCGGCUGGAAGACGAGCUGCAGCACCUGCGGGAGCGCCUGUGCCAGCCGUGCGAGAUGUGCAGCAACUACGAGGUGCAGCUGCAGCAGGUGCAGCGUGACCUGGAGCGGCACAUGAAGGAGCUGGCCGUGACGCGCCAGGACCUCUCCCACGAACGCUCCUUUCGCCAGGGGCUCGAGCAGCGCUUCGCAGACUCCGCCACCGAUGUCCGGCACCAGGUGUGCGAGCUCCAGGAGCGCCUCCAAGCGGCAGAAUCCUCCCUGGAGGAGGCUCGUCAGGCGCAGCUGGCGUGCGUGUCGGACACGCGCCACCACGUGUCCCAGCUCAAGGAGCACCUGACCCAGCUCAAAGACAAGGCCCUCCGGGUUGAGCAAGACAACCACCAGCUGCUGGGGCGCUACGUGGUCAGGGCCAGGGCGCUGCAGGACCAGCCCAUCAACCUCCCAGACUCCAUGGAGGACCUGCGCUUCCAGUACCUGCAGCUGCAGGAAGACCUGAUCAAGGUGCAGCUGGACAAGGAGAAGCUGGAGGAGACCCUGCGCAGCGAAAUCCACUUCCUGCGCGACCAGGCCGACGCCGAGCAGCACUGCAAGCGCCAGCUGGAGGACGCCCUCAGCCAGGAGGUGCACGGCCUCAGGCGGCAGCUCGACGAGUUGAGCCAGGUGAAGGAGCAGCUAGAGCAGGAGCGGCGCUGCAGGCUCGAGAAGGAGAAGGAGAAGGGUCGCUGCGAGCUGCGGCUGGCCCAGGUGGUCGGGGAGGCGGACGAGCGCCUGCACGCGCUGCAAAAGGCCCACGACGGGCUGGCCUCCGCAAAGGACAAGCUGGAGGCAGAGGUGCUGCAGCUGCGUGGCCGUGUGCAGACGCUGCAGACGGAGCUGGACAACAGCGAGGCAGUCCAGCGGGACUUCGUCAAGCUGUCCCAGUCACUCCAGGUGGAGCUGGAGAAGAUCCGGCAGUCUGACAGCGAAGUCCGGUGGCAGCACGAGGAUGACGUCGGGGAGUGCAACACCUGCAAGCGGGGCCUGCACGCCCGUAAGGAGAAGCACCACUGCAGCCACUGUGGCAAGAUCUUCUGCAUCGAGUGCCUGGGCAAGGCAGUCCGGUCGGGCCCCAAGAUGCGCUCGUUCCCGGUGUGCAACGUGUGCCACACCCUGCUGGACCACGACACGGCGCCCUACUUCAGCAGCGAGCCCCCCCAGACGCCCAGCUAAGUUCCACGGGGGCCGGACCGCUCCGCCUCCCUCCGCUCCGGCGGACCCCGCUGUGGCGGCGGAGAACCCGCACUCACGAUGGCCAUCUCGGUCCAUAAAGACUCUGUCGGCGACAGUUCCGCACUUGUGUCGGCCGUCUCGAUCCGCCGCUGCCCCGAAAACUCUGCGGGAUUCCUGCCUUCCUCUCGCUGCGCCCUCUACGAAGGAUCCAGAAAGGCCAGCUUCGAGAGCGAUCGUCCACCUUUGAAAGUGGCUCCCAACUGGUUUCUAGCAAAUAGUGUCGAGGAAAACGGGGAUGAGAAAAGGGGAAGGGGUUUGCUGUCGUCCGCUCGCGUUUGUCGUCCAUUGUUUCGAAUGGCAACGGCACUCGGAAGUCGUGUUCAAGGAGUCGGUAUGCGUUGAGCCCCUUCGACAGAGUGUGUGUGUCUGCGCGGAAGAAACGUUUGAGGCGCUGCUGGUGGAAAAGGAGUGUGUGCUCACCUGGCAUUGAGGCCUCUUAUUUUGUACAAAUGUUUGUGCAGCUGGGUAUGCCGAAAUUAAGUCUGUUUGUGAGCCUUUUUCAGUAUGUCAGUUGUAGAAUGCUGUGACCGUGUUGACUUCAAGCACGUUUUUAAAUCUCACGUAUUGGAUUGUGGAGAUAUCCUCGACUUCCUGCUUUCGAUUUUAAUAAUUGUCUGUUCGAUUCAGCCGUUGAAUCGUAUAAGAAGUAUGGAAACCUAUUGAACAUUUUGAAAUAGUACAACUGUGAGUAUGUAGCAGAAGAUUUCAGCUUUGUUCAGUGCACCUCCUUACGGUGUAGCAGCAUGCGGAGGAAAUGCGCAACCCCCUUCCAGGCAUCUUCACGUGCUUGUGAAAUUUUUUUUAAAGAAAAUUCUGGUUUAUGGGAAUGUUAAUUGUUUGAAAACCCAGCAGACAUAGGCUGUGAGCACCAUUCCUUCAUUAUGUUUCUGGAACAUUCUCUAAAUUCAGAAUUUUAGUGACAAGCAGCAAUAAAGUGAACGAGGCUUGCUCUUGAACAUUAUUAGGAAUUUCAGUUUUGCUAAUGCAUGUUUUGUUUUCUCACAAAAUAUUUAAGUCAGUAUAUUUGAAUAUACAUUUAAUUUGACACAAUUUGAAUGUAACGACUAGUAUUGAAUUUGUAGUCAUGCAGAACUUAUAUUUUUCCCACUUCAGAUAAAUCAAAAACUGAGGGGGUCAGUUUACUUUACUAAAGACUCUAUGGUAAAAAAAAAAAAAAAAAUUAUUAGUAAGUGCUGAGCAAGUGUGUGCCUUUUGCAUCCCAAGAGCACCCCAGCAACCUCAGAUGAUUGGUCCAUGUCAUUCAAGACGUCCUCAAACUUUUCAAGCUUGAGGAAUGCCAAUCUCUCUCAAUCGAUAGCCGAAGUCUCUGCAUUGCUGCAAAUAAGGUAGUGGAGAGGCCUACAAGCCUUGUGAACAGUAAUCCACAUGAUAAGGAGGGGUCGGCACAUAGGUAUGCAUUAAUGGACGACACAAAAUCUUCUAAACCAGUGCUUAAACUGGAAGAACACUUAGGGACAAGGACAGUCAAGAAAAUUUGGAAACUCGGCAAACCGCCGAGGGGGUUCUCUGGGGUACCUCUGCUGCGGACAAAAUUGAAUUUAUAUUCUAUUCAACAUUAGUCAUUACAGGACUGGGUGCAUAGUCUAAAAGUGUUGUGUACACAACACUUUGUCGGUAUAGCACUAACAAACUUUGAAAAGUUGCGUAUGAAAAGUUGUGUUCUCUGGCAGUUCGCACAAUCAAGACUAACUGGGAUGCAAUUUUCUUACCUUUAUUUGGUAUAUUCACUCGUUGUUCAAUAGUAUUCAUUUUAAUACUGAGGAUGUACUUUGAAAAAACAAAACGUGCUCCGCUUGUGUUUGAUGAGUUCGGACUUUUUGUGCACUCUACUUUGUCAAUUUUUGUUUCUUCUUAGUAUUUCAUUAGAAUUAAGCCAUCAUGUAGCCUCUCCCUUCUACAAACCUGAUAAUCCUGUCAGUUUUCUCCUCGUCCCAAUGGUGAGAAGGAGUUUAAGAAGGGGUUAAGAGAGGAGGAUGUAGCUCCUCGAACACUCCACUAGCAGUUUCACCUAAGGAUGAGGUCUUGAUGGUUGAAGAGAGAAGGGAAGUGGAGAAAAAGUGGAUAUUGCAAAGCUUAGAUCAGACUUUAAAUGAGGCUCUCAUAGGUUUGACCCUCAGUAAGUGAAUGUUUGUAAAAAGCUUAUUCGGCAUCCAUGCCUCCAAGGUGGUGGUCUUGUCUCCUGAAAUGUUGAACAGUUCUGCUUGGUCCCUUGGAGUUGCAUUUGACGAGGUUCUGGUGGGGUUGCACACAGCCUACGAAGAAGCUGUUGUACAUUCGACAGAGAUGACUGUGGUCCGAAACUCGGAACAAUUCCAGCUCGAGAUGUGACUGGAGCCUGUGUGCAACUGCAGCCAAAGUUUCUCUGUGAAAAAGGUGACGAUUCUUCCCACGGAUAAUUGUGACUACAGCUCGGUUGUGACUAUAAGUUUAGCUGCUUCACUCCAGACACGUUCUGCUCUAAGGAGAGGGUUGGGCAACUGGCCGCAGUUGACUUCAUAUCUUUAACAAGUGGUUCCGCAUUUUUUUUUUUUCUGGACAUUUGUUUUAUAUUUUAACAGCUCGAGAGCCACCCACUCCUCGGGUUUGGCCAUAGAGAAGUGGCGACAAAUGUAAAAAUACAACUGCUAAUGCAGGACGACUAGCCUGGGGUUUUCGUUUUAGAAAACGCCUGUGUUAAAACCUGCGUCGUGCAUCCGUCUUGCCGUUUGCAUUGGAGGAAAGCUUUUACAUGCUUAUCUCGAUUUCGUUUUUAGUUUUUGCAAUAGCCGGAAAUAUGAGGGGAGAGGCUUAUACUAAUGUCUGGGGAGAGUUCAAGGCUCAAGGAAUGAGAAAUUGAAGAAGCACAACUGUCAUGCGGCCGACAGCAAGCGAUCUAAACCGAGACGAGCGCAUCUGUGUGCAUGAGAUUUGACGUUGCAUUUUUAGCUUUGACUCGAGCUACAUAGCAGGCCUUAUUUCGUGUCAGCAGGGAAAAUUGUAUUGCUUUAUAUUGGUUCGGUUAAGGUUUGAAGGACAACCUGCAAACAAGGGAAAUUGUUCAUGUUAAAAAACAGCACGACUGGGGCUGGGAAAAAUAGCGCGACUGAAACUCUUACCAACUUGCCCAAUUAUCUAUCCUUAGGAAUUGUUUUUUUUUUUUUUUUUUAGUAAACUUUUUUUUUUUUUGAGUGCAGUCAGAUUUGCAGCUGUCAUGACGGCACGAGUUGCUGUUUUCAGAUUGUGCUAGCGGAGGAGUGUAGUUUGGAAUGUAGCAUAUUAAAAAGAACAAAUAGAAGAACUUGCUUUGUUGUGUGCUGCAGAGACACAAGUACAGUUCAGAACUUCCGGUGACCUUUAACCACGAAAGGAUGAACCGACCAAAACGCUUGGAGUGCCCCUAACUAUGGGGGGUUCAUUGGCAUAGGUGCCAUUGAACUCGGUUCAAAGAGGCAUGAAUCAAAUAAUACCUUGCAAUUCCUAGUUUUUAGAGGAAAAGUGUGGUUCGAAGGGACAAGGGUUACCUUAGCAUCGAGGAAGCUACGAGAGAUGGAGCACCAUGCACAUAAAAGGUUUUGGGGUCGAGUUUGGCUGAAUCCAUGGUUGCUGGCAUAUUGUUCCUGCAUCUACCAUUUUAUAGCUAUUGAGCGGCCAUGUUCACUCAUGUGAUGGACUGCAGAUUCAAGAUAUUGGCUUUAGGCGAGCUAGAGAGAAACCACAUGCAGAAACACCCAGGGCAUACAUUGCCUGCCUUUGGAAAGGUCCAUCGCAAAUUUCGGGUUUUUUUGAAAAGGUGUUCAAACUUUUUCUUUUUUUGCCAGAACUUCCACAUGGAUGGUCAGAAAAACACUGGAGUAUAUUUUGUCUAACAUAAAGGCCUCGCUUCAUCUAUCAAAUUAUUUCCCUUUGUCUGCGGGGCUUGCCAGCCAUACCUCGACUGAUACUAUAGCACACACCUCUUGCAUAGUUGCGCCUGCUUUAUUACAGUCAGUCUGUCCGCUUACGGUAGAUGUAUUGACUGGAAGUAGCAUGAAGUAUGAUUUUAUGUGGAACCAAGGUUGAUCAUUGGUUCUUUUUAGUUGCAUGAAGUAAAGUGAACCAUGUUGGUUAUUCAGCUGGUUUGUGAUACAGUGUACAUAGUUUGUAUCAUACGAGGAUAUAGCAAAUAUGUAGAAAUGCUGUUUCAAAUUCCUUGUUUUUAGUCCACAUCUUUGCUUUGUCUAUUGCUGUUGGAUUGGAGUACUCUUACAAAUUGGUGCCUGUACAGUGUUGCCUGUGUGCCCCUCUGAAUGUGUGAAUGAUGGCACAUGUUUAGGCAAGUGUGACAAUGUCCUGCAGAGUUUAAAGCAGUCCUUGUAUUCAGGGUGGGUAGCAUGACCUAUGAUAAGCAAUUUCUGCUCUUUUCUCCCUUGUGGGUUUUAUUCACACAAACCAUUUUUAUGUAGUUGCCUCUCUAUUGUCUUUGUUUGGCAGGAAUUGCCUUGAAACACUUCUUUCUGUAGUAUUUUACUCCUAGUUGCAGGUUUUUAUAGGUGCAUUUAGUGCAAAUGCAUUUUGCAGGAUUAUCAAGAAAGCAACACUGUAAGACGACUUGAUCACUCUAGUUUCUAGCAAAUAGCUGACAGCUGUACAGUUCUUCUCUUUAUGUCAAGUUUUAUCUAUGAGAAAACUUUAUUUUGGAUGCCACUUGUACUUAGGAAGUGUAUGGGCACUCAUGUAUUUGUGGCCUUUUUUUUUUGGUUUUUCUGCUAAAACUUUGCUGUGAAGCUCUGGAGAAAAAAAUCUUGGCCUUAUUAAUUGGGUAUUUUGUCAUUUGUGGCCAGAACACAAACUUCAUCCCUACACUUGUCAUUUGGUUGACUGUCUGCUAACUCUGGAUCUGAUUGCUUUAAAAACUUAAUUUGCUUUCUCUCUGAAGUAAGUUCAUUAAUGGUGCAUUAAACUGAGGCAAGUGCUAUCACUAGUCGGGGAUUCGUUUCACUUUACAUCUUUGGGGCUCUGAACCAAAAAUAGCAGUCAAGGUUGUAAGUUUUAGCACCUUGACAGCAUUGAUAGAUGAACAAUGCGUUAUGCCCUAUGAACUCUCCCACAUAAGGCCAUCAUUGAUGUCAUGCUCUAUAGUACCAGUUUUUGCAAGAUGUAUGUCAUCGCUAUAGCAACAUGUUGCAUGAUCAGCAAAAAAUUGGUAAUGCCAUGGAGUUGAGGCUCGAUUGUGCGCAUUGUAGUCUGUACUCCAUAUUUCUCGUCUUGUGUGUUCCGCUCUGCCUGGCUCGCGCUUGCAGUUGUACAUAUGUACAGAGUAGGGACUGCAUUUGGAUUGUUUGAUUGUGCUGCUGUUUCGCUUUUGCAUGCAGCCUUGGUGAUUGAGGCACGUGUCCCAUUUCCCCAGUUUGGGUUCUCUCUUAUGGCAAUGCAGGCAUUUUUUUCGACAAAAUUCUUUUAUGUGUCUCACGUUAAAUUUUUAUUUGAUUACUUCAGCACGCAAAAUUUCUUUUAUAACCUUCGUAUGAAAGUUUGGUGCAUGGGCACGUUGGUAAAAUGUUCUUGGGGAAAGGUUUGCAUGAAACUAUUUCUGGGUCUUUUAGUUUUAUUUUUAGCACUUUUAAGGCAGUGUUUUGCCUCAAAGUUUUGUAGCUUAAGUGCUGCACUACUCAUGUCCUCAGAACGAUGGUCAAACAGUUAAAUUCUGAUUGGAACCUUGAAGCAGAAGGAUUUGCUCCAAACUUUACGCUGCCCAACAUCUAGUCGGAUUGCCUUCUGUCUAUGACUUGCACGAAGGGAUUCACACUCCACCCCUGGUUUACAUGAUCGUUAAUGUUUCCAGUUGUGAGACACGGAAUGAAACAAUCGUAAAAUAAAUGCGAGGAAGCUGGUUGCUUGCGGUCAUAAAGAGUAAUCUUGAGGGGAAAAAUUUUAGCACCCUGUUUUGAAGAUGCAAUGAUUUUGUUAACUUUAGAACUUGACUCACUCAAAGAGAAGAAAACUGAUCUUGUGAACACAAGUAUCAACUUUUUCACGUUUCUGCAUACAGUCACCUAGAAGUGUAGCUCUUCUUUUGUUUGAUGGCAAGGAUGAACUUUUGGGACAAUCUGUUUCUUCAGCGAGGCAGCAGAUCUCAAUUUGCUCCACUCUCCAUCUGCAAGGAAAGAUGCCCUGCCGUCGUUCUCAUUCUUUCAGUGAUUAUAUCAUAAAUGCAAGUUGGUUCAAGGUGAACACUAUCAUCAAAAGAAUUCAUCUUUGAAUCCAGGAAAAUAGUUACUUCGGGGAUUUUUUUCUGGCUAUAUUGCCAAGACUUGCUAGGCUCACGCUAUUGCGCUACCAGGAAUGCACAAUAUAAUUAGACGAUUGAAAUAUACGCCUAUCGUGUUUGGUAGCAAAUUAUUAGAGAUGGUGAACCUUGACUAUGUUGCAUUAAACAGACUUUGUACGAUUGUGAAUUGCCUUGCCUUGCCUUGCCUUGCCUUGGUAGUGAGCGAACUUUGAUUUGGCAACGUACAGGUGGAGAAACUGUCUUAUCGUGAGAUAUUCUAUUUAUUGCUGUUGUUUUAUUUCUUGCGACUAAUCUGUUUCUAGUGUAAACCGCCACUUCUGCUGUGUCAAAACCUGUGUCUGUUUCUCUCUGAAAUUGUGCUUCUUUAGGUAUGGAUGAACUCGCAUUUAGAGGAGGAUACCUGUUUCUUCGGCAGAAGUGGGGUGACCAGAGAGGAAGCGGGGUGACGCACAUCACUUGUGGACUUUGUUCACGGUGCGUCAUCUCGUGCCAGAGCUCAAGGGAGGAACCCAUGUUCCUGGCGGGGAGGGAGCGUCUUUGCGCGGGCGGAUCUCUUGACGACACCAAAGGGUUAGGUUUCUUCUGCCACGACAGUUACGCGCCGGGCGCGUUGCCGUCUUUGCCACUGUUCCGUAAACUUAUUUGGGGUGCCGCGCAACAGAAAUUUAUUUCUCCCCCUUUUUUUUACUUUUUUUUUUUAUGUACUGGGUGCCGGCGGGUUCGAGGUUUUUUUGCUGUACAUAGUAGUUUUCUGCAUGCCUGCUCUCGAACCGAAUGUUAAUAAAAUGCACGCCUGUGAAA
This is a messenger RNA of Ixodes scapularis (black-legged tick), 10141 nucleotides long. RefSeq names its product rab GTPase-binding effector protein 1. The coding region runs from base 112 to 3012 and encodes 966 amino acids. Gene Ontology annotation, molecular function: growth factor activity; GTPase activator activity; metal ion binding. Gene Ontology annotation, biological process: endocytosis. NCBI's taxonomy places the organism in Eukaryota, Metazoa, Arthropoda, Arachnida, Ixodida, Ixodidae. Gene Ontology annotation, cellular component: intracellular membrane-bounded organelle. The transcript is spliced from 18 exons. The record is from RefSeq and is a predicted model, not a curated record.